This is a messenger RNA of Lagenorhynchus albirostris (white-beaked dolphin), 2925 nucleotides long. RefSeq names its product transient receptor potential cation channel subfamily C member 5 (gene TRPC5). Gene Ontology annotation, molecular function: inositol 1,4,5 trisphosphate binding; store-operated calcium channel activity; protein binding. NCBI's taxonomy places the organism in Eukaryota, Metazoa, Chordata, Mammalia, Artiodactyla, Delphinidae. The coding region runs from base 1 to 2925 and encodes 974 amino acids. Gene Ontology annotation, cellular component: membrane; cation channel complex. The transcript has 10 exons. The record is from RefSeq and is a predicted model, not a curated record. Gene Ontology annotation, biological process: manganese ion transport; regulation of cytosolic calcium ion concentration; calcium ion transmembrane transport.
AUGGCCCAGCUGUACUACAAAAGGGUCAACUACUCACCCUACAGAGACCGAAUCCCCCUGCAAAUUGUGAGGGCUGAGACGGAGCUCUCUGCAGAGGAGAAGGCCUUCCUCAGUGCCGUGGAGAAGGGGGACUACGCCACUGUGAAGCAGGCCCUCCAGGAGGCCGAGAUCUACUACAAUGUCAACAUCAACUGCAUGGACCCACUGGGCCGGAGCGCCCUGCUCAUUGCCAUUGAGAAUGAGAACCUGGAGAUCAUGGAGCUACUGCUGAACCACAGCGUGUACGUCGGUGACGCAUUGCUCUACGCCAUCCGCAAGGAAGUGGUGGGCGCUGUGGAGCUUCUGCUCAGCUACAGGCGGCCCAGUGGAGAGAAGCAGGUCCCCACUCUGAUGAUGGACACCCAGUUCUCUGAGUUCACACCGGACAUUACUCCCAUCAUGCUUGCUGCCCACACCAACAACUACGAAAUCAUCAAAUUGCUCGUCCAAAAACGGGUCACUAUCCCCCGGCCCCACCAGAUCCGCUGCAACUGUGUGGAGUGUGUGUCCAGUUCAGAGGUAGACAGCCUGCGCCACUCCCGCUCCCGGUUGAACAUCUAUAAAGCGCUGGCAAGCCCCUCACUCAUCGCCUUAUCAAGCGAGGACCCCAUCCUAACUGCCUUCCGCCUAGGCUGGGAGCUCAAGGAGCUCAGCAAGAUGGAGAAUGAGUUCAAGGCUGAGUAUGAGGAGCUCUCCCAGCAGUGCAAACUCUUUGCCAAAGACCUGCUGGACCAGGCUCGGAGCUCCCGGGAACUGGAGAUCAUCCUCAACCAUCGAGAUGACCACAGUGAAGAGCUUGACCCUCAAAAGUACCAUGACCUAGCCAAGCUGAAGGUGGCCAUCAAAUACCAUCAGAAAGAGUUUGUGGCCCAGCCCAACUGCCAACAGUUGCUUGCCACUCUGUGGUACGAUGGCUUCCCUGGAUGGCGGCGGAAACACUGGGUAGUCAAGCUUCUGACGUGCAUGACCAUUGGGUUCCUGUUUCCCAUGCUGUCUAUUGCUUAUCUGAUCUCACCCAGGAGCAACCUUGGGCUGUUCAUCAAGAAACCCUUUAUCAAGUUUAUCUGCCACACAGCCUCAUAUCUGACCUUCCUCUUCAUGCUUCUCCUGGCUUCUCAGCACAUCAUCAGGACGGACCUCCAUGUGCAGGGGCCUCCCCCGACUGUAGUGGAAUGGAUGAUAUUGCCUUGGGUUCUCGGUUUCAUUUGGGGGGAGAUUAAGGAAAUGUGGGAUGGUGGAUUUACUGAAUACAUCCAUGAUUGGUGGAACCUGAUGGAUUUUGCAAUGAACUCACUCUACCUGGCAACUAUUUCCUUGAAGAUCGUGGCCUAUGUCAAGUAUAAUGGUUCUCGUCCAAGGGAAGAAUGGGAAAUGUGGCACCCAACUCUGAUUGCAGAAGCUCUCUUUGCGAUAUCCAACAUUUUAAGUUCGUUGCGUCUCAUAUCCCUCUUCACAGCCAACUCCCACUUAGGGCCUCUGCAGAUCUCUUUGGGGCGCAUGUUGCUUGAUAUCCUCAAAUUCCUCUUUAUCUACUGCCUGGUACUGCUGGCUUUUGCCAAUGGAUUGAACCAGCUUUACUUUUAUUAUGAGACCAGAGCAAUCGAUGAGCCCAACAACUGCAAGGGGAUCCGAUGCGAGAAACAGAACAAUGCCUUCUCCACGCUCUUUGAAACCCUUCAGUCACUCUUCUGGUCUGUAUUCGGCCUUUUGAAUCUCUAUGUUACCAAUGUAAAAGCCAGACACGAGUUCACAGAGUUUGUGGGAGCGACCAUGUUUGGGACGUACAAUGUCAUCUCCCUGGUAGUGCUGCUGAACAUGCUGAUCGCCAUGAUGAACAACUCCUACCAGCUUAUUGCCGAUCAUGCCGAUAUUGAGUGGAAGUUUGCAAGGACGAAGCUCUGGAUGAGUUACUUCGAUGAAGGCGGCACCUUGCCACCUCCUUUCAACAUCAUCCCCAGCCCCAAGUCAUUUCUAUACCUUGGUAACUGGUUCAACAACACCUUCUGCCCCCAAAGAGACCCUGAUGGUAGACGGAGAAGGCACAACUUGAGAAGCUUCACAGAACGCCAUGCUGACAGCCUGAUACAGAAUCAACAUUACCAGGAAGUUAUCAGGAAUUUAGUCAAAAGAUAUGUGGCAGCUAUGAUAAGAAAUUCCAAAACAAAUGAGGGACUAACAGAAGAAAAUUUUAAGGAAUUAAAGCAGGACAUUUCCAGCUUUCGAUAUGAAGUGCUUGACCUCUUAGGAAACAGGAAGCACCAAAGGAGAAGUUUUUCCACUAGCAGCACUGAACUCUCUCAGAGAGAUGAUACCAAUGAUGGCAGUGGCGGAGCUCGGGCCAAAUCCAAGAGCGUCUCUUUCAAUUUAGGCUGCAAGAAAAAAGCCUGCCAUGGGCCACCUCUCAUCAGGACCAUGCCAAGAGUUGGUGGUGCCCAAGGGAAGUCAAAAGCUGAGUCAUCAAGCAAACGCUCCUUCAUGGGUCCCUCUCUCAAGAAACUGGGUCUCCUAUUCUCCAAGUUUAAUGGUCAUAUGUCUGAACCCAGUUCAGAGCCGAUGUACACAAUUUCUGAUGGAAUCGUUCAGCCGCACUAUAUGUGGCAGGACAUCAAAUAUUCUCAGAUGGAGAAAGGGAAAGCAGAGUCCUGUUCUCAAAGUGAAAUUAACCUCAGUGAGGUAGAAUUAGGUGAAGCCCGGGGCGCUGCUCAGAGCAGUGAAUGCCCUCUAGCCUGUUCCAGCUCUCUUCACUGCGCAUCCAGCAUCUGCUCCUCAAAUUCUAAACUUUUAGACUCCUCAGAGGAUGUAUUUGAAACUUGGGGAGAGGCUUGUGACCUGCUCAUGCACAAAUGGGGUGAUGGACAGGAAGAACAAGUUACAACUCGGCUCUAA